Messenger RNA from Diaporthe citri, 1497 nucleotides. RefSeq lists its product as uncharacterized. The transcript is spliced from 2 exons. The record is from RefSeq and is a predicted model, not a curated record. The coding region runs from base 1 to 1497 and encodes 498 amino acids. Lineage: Eukaryota; Fungi; Ascomycota; Sordariomycetes; Diaporthales; Diaporthaceae. Gene Ontology annotation, molecular function: hydrolase activity.
AUGCCCACCGUGACCCUGACCCAGGCGCCCUUGCCUUCCACCUCGUCCACCUCCACGCCGUCGCCACCAAGAAAGAAACGGGCGAAUUCUCGGCAACAAGCAUGGCACGACGGCGCGGACAAGCAACAAGGGAGAGGCAAGAGCAGGAAGGCAAGAGCAGGAGGGGUCAAGAAAGACCCGCCGCCGCUGAUACGCAAGGUCGGGCUCGCGGCUCAGAUCUACGGCAUCCAGGGCGUCAUGGGCACGGUGGUGUGGUUCCAGGGCUGGCGGGAGUGGCUGUACCCCCCAAAUGGCGGGCCGGACAUCGUUAAGGCUUAUGAGUGUCGGCCGGGCAUGGGCGUGCGCAUUUUCUUCCCCAAGAGCUUUGACCUGACCUCCCCACAAACACUCCCCACCAUUCUGACGGUCCACGGCGGCGGCUUUUGUGUCGGCACAAGCCGCGACGACGACGAGUGGAACAGGCGCGUAGCAGACUCGCAAAACAUGCUCGUCAUCAGUCUGCCCUACUCCAAGGCCCCGCGCGCGCCGUUUCCUGCGGGGCUGGACGACCUCGAGGCUCUGUACCUAGCCGUGCUGGCCGACGAGAGCCUGCCCAUUGAUCGGACCUCGAGCUCAAACAGAAGCAAAGGCAGAAGCGGGAGGGCGGGGCGCGGGGCCGGGGCGAGGGGCAGAGUCGCACUGGCGGGCUUCGACGCCGGUGCCAACCUCGCGCUCGCCCUCAGCCAGCUGCCAGCCGUGCAGAAGAGCGCAGCGCCGCCGACGGCCGUGGUCAGCAUCUCGGGGAUCCUGGACCUGUCGCGCCCGCUCGAGGCCAAGGCGCGCGGCCGGCCGUACAAACCGGGCUUGCCGCACCCGCGCAACGGUGCCGCGGACGUGCUGGCGGCGACGUACUCGGCGUACGCGUGGAGCUACGUUCCGUACGGGGAGGACCUUCGCGAUCCCUUGCUGAGCCCCGCGUUUGCGGGGUGGGAUGGCGACGGUGAUGAUGAAGGUGCGCUGCCGCCUCAUGUCUGCCUCGUCGGCGCGGAGCUGGACCUCCUCGCGCACGAGAGCUGGCGCAUGGCGUGCCGGCUCGUGCAGGAGGGCGGGAUCCGGCGCGGGGACGGGCGGAGGGCGCGGUGGAGGGUUCCGGACCCUGACGCCGCCGGGGACAAGACGCAGUCUGUGUGCGGGCGGGAGCAGCUGAGCGCCGUGAAGGGGUCGCUGGAGAUGGAGGACCUAUCUUUGUCUGCGCGGGAGGACGAGGACGGGCUGGGCGGGCGGAAGAGGUUUGGGUUCGAGGUUACUUGGUCCUCUGGGGACGAUGACGGCGGUGGGGCGGGCGGGGACGAGGAUGGGAGUGUGAGGUGGAUCCUUGUGCCGGAUGUGAUGCAUGGUUUUGAUCGGUCGCUUUGGAGGUACGGUGGCGAGGAGACGGCCAGGGAUGCUGAGCUCAAGACUGUUGCUUAUAUCGACACUGUGGGAAAGUGGCUGCGCGAUACCGUGUGGAAGAUCUAA